Nematolebias whitei (Rio pearlfish) is the source of this 1573-nucleotide messenger RNA. RefSeq lists its product as uncharacterized. NCBI's taxonomy places the organism in Eukaryota, Metazoa, Chordata, Actinopteri, Cyprinodontiformes, Rivulidae. The transcript is spliced from 5 exons. The record is from RefSeq and is a predicted model, not a curated record. The coding region runs from base 122 to 1456 and encodes 444 amino acids.
GUCCUGAAUCACUUCCCCUUUGACCGGAUGUCGGCAUUCCAGUUUCCGGUCUAAUCCCCGGUCUCGGUGAAAAUGGCGUUUUCUAGAUGUUUACAAGAGCUGCCCAAGAUAAAUAUCAGCGAUGUUCAUCGUAUUGUUGAUGGCUGGUCCCCUGCUCCGACAAGCAAACGUAACAAGGGAUUUAAAUUGUAUAUCUCAAGUUACCUGCACAACUACGAGGGUGGUCCUGAAAGACUCGUGUCCUGUGGAGCUGAUUCACCACAGCUGUACGUGUGUUGCUGGUGCAGCAUUAUGCAACCACUGUGUGGCUUUGCUGUUCCAGUCAGCACAUUAUUCUGAGCUGAAACUGUCAGUGGUCCCCCCUGUACUAAGCUGUACAGAAGGAGAACAGCAGUGGCACAAGCCCAGAACUUUAGGUAUAAAACCUGGCCCCGUGGACAAGAUGACUGUGCUGUCUGCUAAACCGAAGAGUGGAGCAACAACAGAGGGUGUAAGGAGCACACUCUACAAAGGCCUUAGUGGGGAUUUGCCAGACCUUUCUGUCCUUAGAGUUUCCGAGAUGUAUGAAGAUUUUGCAGCAGCUGAUGCACCAAUGAUCUGCAGCAUGGGAAUCAGCCAUGAAUUUCCCCUUGUUGACUCUGCCCUUGGCAAAGUUCAGGCUGGAAGUCCUCUGUCCUACCAACAGCCAGCAACAGCAAAGAGAGACAUGUCCUUCCAUGCUGCACCACCCCGCCCAUCUCUGCCUCUUAAGAACUACCACCUACAGCCAUCAAAAAGCAUGUUUGUUUGUUCUGAACCACAACAGCUACACCUUAAAAGUAUGGAGGUCACCUGGGACAUGGUGAAUAAAUUUGAAUGUGCUACCAGAGCACAGAGUACAUGUCCUGAAUGGCAUCAGCUAAGGAGGCAUAGGUUGACUGCCUCCCGCUUCAGGGAGAUCUGCCAGGUUCAAGAUAAAUCUGAGGAAGAUCUGGCAAAUCGUCUGCUGCAAGGGACCUAUCAGACUGCAGCUAUGAAGAGAGGGCUUGAAUUAGAGGCAGAUGCUAUCUGGGAAUAUUGUCAAAUUAAAAGAGUCAACCACUAUCCCUGUGGAUUUGUGAUUCACCCUGAUGCUCCUUGGCUAGGGGCAUCUCCAGACGGAUUGAUCUUUGAUCCUUCUGAGCCAUGUCAGUUCGGGCUGAUUGAGAUUAAGUGUCCAAAUGUGAAAAGUUAUGUUGACUGUCCAUAUCUCCAAAUGAAGUCAGGCAAAUUGGAACUAAAAAAAACUCAUGUUUACUAUUGGCAGGUUCAGGGGCAGAUGCUAAUAACUGGGAUGAACUGGUGUGAUUUUGUUGUCUCAGCUGAGGAAGAUAUUCUUAUUCAAAGAAUUUAUGCAGACACUAAUGUGAUGGAUUCAAUCAAACACAAAGUAGACAGAUAUUUUUUCUAUGUUUACCUGCAGAAAUGUCUAAAUUAGGAGUUUGAUCAAAUCAAAUGUACAAAUUUGUUUCAAAAUAUUUCCAUCAUGAAUAUCUAUUUACAAAUGUAAGACAAUGUCAAUGUAAGUAAAUGACAGCAUUUUCUGUUUCUUCAA